This is a messenger RNA of Racocetra fulgida, 257 nucleotides long. NCBI's taxonomy places the organism in Eukaryota, Fungi, Glomeromycota, Glomeromycetes, Diversisporales, Gigasporaceae. The record is from the annotation of a GenBank genome assembly.
AUGCAACAAGCUGAAAACUUAGAGAUCGAAGAUGAUGAUAAUUAUAGGCAACAAACAUUAACUGAUAAUUUAAGUAUUAGUCAAAUUGUCGAUUUAACUCUACCUGAGUUUUUAUCUACUAAUAACAAUUUAUUUGAAUCUGCUAUAAACAAAUUAUCCUUUCACGAAAGAGCUCAUAAUUCAGGGAAUAUAGAAUAUGAUCCAAUUCGUUUGAUACAACAAAUAGCAAAUGAAGAAAAUGCCAGAACUGAUGAUUC